AAAGGCUGUUUCUUUUUUGUCCACUAUUUUGUUUAUGUAAUCUUCAGUUGAAGUUUACAGUAUGUGCCUUUUUAUUCGAUUGGUCUGUACUCAGAACUGGAUUGUUCAACUCUGUAGGAAGGUGUGGGAUAUAGGAAGCUGCACAACAGCAACUCAGGAUCUGAAGAAGCCUUAUCAGGCUUCAAGAUGAACAACAAGGAGACAACUACGGAGCUGUCUGAAAAUAACAACCACGUCAAAGUUUUUUUGCCGAAUAAACUGCUGGAAUGUUUACCAAAAUGUACUGUUCUGCCCAAGGAGCGCCUGCGGUGGAACACCAAUGAGGAAAUUGCUUCAUAUCUUAUUACCUUUGAAAAGCAUGAGGAGUGGUUGUCAUUGUCUCUAAAAACAAGACCACAAAAUGGCUCAAUUGUCCUGUACAAUAGAAAGAAAGUGAAGUACCGCAAAGAUGGCUAUUGUUGGAAAAAACGUAAAGAUGGGAAGACUACCCGAGAGGAUCAUAUGAAAUUAAAGGUGCAAGGCAUGGAGUGCCUUUAUGGCUGCUAUGUACACUCGUCUAUUGUUCCAACAUUCCACCGUAGGUGCUAUUGGCUUCUGCAGAACCCAGACAUUGUGUUGGUCCACUACCUCAAUGUGCCGGCCAUCGAGGACUGCGGAAAAAUCUGUGGACCCAUCCUCUGCUCCAUUAACAGUGAUCGCAAAGAAUGGCAGAAGUGGUCUAAAGAAGAGCUUAUUGCACAGUUAAAACCGAUGUUUCAUGGAGUAAAAUGGACAUGCAGUAAUGGUAACGGCACAACUGAAUUUUCCAUUGAACAGUUAGUCCAGCAGAUCCUAGAAAGCCACCAGGCUAAACCACAGCCUCGAACACAUGCCUGUCUCUGCAGUGGGGGACUGGGAACAACCAGUAAUAUUCCACACAAAUGCAACAGCACAAAGCAUCGUAUCAUUUCUCCGAAAGUAGAGGUGCGCUCAUGCCCCUAUCCAGCCUUAACUGAAGUACAGAACUUGUCUGCAUCAGAGCCUAAACUAGACUCUGAGCAGGACAAUAGAACCAGUGGAAACGGCAUAGGAAGAGGAAUGGAAAGAAAAGAAUCAAACCAGACAAUGUCACAAGGGGAAAAGGGGAAACUGGAAGUACAGGUCAGCCCAGUAGAAGCAUCUCCUUUUUCGUCUAGCCAGUCAUCUGCCUCUUCUGAUGGUCUAGACUCUAAUCAGACUUCUCCAGCAGGUGCCCUGAGCAGUACUUACUAUGGAGACCAGCUUGUCUCAGGAGUUGCCAGUUUGCCUGUGGCCACAGUGACUUGUAGUUUGCCUCAGAAUGCUGUUAUAGUAAUGACCACUGGACUGACAACAGCAGCAGACAAGGCUACAGUUGCACUAACCCCUAGUCAGCAACUAAUAGCAACUGAAACUGAUACUACAUUGCCAAGCAUCAGUGCCCACCACCAUUCUGGUAUCCAGCUGACUUCACACAGCGAUGUAUCCCUGGUCCCCAGUGCCAAUGAUUCAGUUGGUCUGGCAUUGGUUCCUGGUUCUGAUGGGGGAUUGAUGCUUUCAGAAUCUUUAGAUGCCAGCAUGGACACAACAGAGACCAGUCACACUCUCUCUGUAACUGCAGACUUUGAUCCAGAUUCAUUUCUUAAUAGCCCUAAACAAGGGCAGACAUAUGGUGGUGCUGCUAACCAGGACUCGCUUUCUGUGAGUUUUAGUUCACCUUCAUCCAUCUGUUCAUCUGAAACAGGAAAUGGGGAAAAUGAAAAGGUUAUUCAACCUUCUUCAUGUCCAGAAGUGACUAGUGCAGCCUCUCAUAUUUCAUUGGUAUCCUCAACAGCUUCAGUCAAUACCCUUCCAAUUUCCCUUCUCCCUGCAACUACAGCUCAAACAUUUUCUCACACUCUUGGAGUAGGGCCAACAGUUGCAAGCUUGGUGGGGUCCUCAAGUGCUCUUCCUGACAAGAUGGACUGCAGCAACACAAAUUCAGAUAACUGUGGCCAAAAUAUUCCAGUUUCUUCAGCCUUUCAGCAGAACCAAGGAAACUGCUUCUUUAUUCAAGAUAAUACGUGUGAUGAGAAAAUGAGUUCCUCUCGGUCAAGAAAAAGAAACUCCACUACGAGCAAAAUUAAAGUAAAAACUGAAUCUCGAGUUCAAAAUGUAGGAGCUAUGAAGGAGGAGAAGUUGUCCCCAGGACAGAAGCCUUUGUCUGUCUGUGAUAUUAUAAACCCUGAAGUAGAAACUCCAAUGGACACCAACAUAGACCUAGGGAAGCAUCAAGUGGAGGAUUUGCCUGCAGAGGAAGCAAUAGUACAGGUUAAAGUUGAAGGACUGGAAGUGGUUGUGGAAUCUGGAACAAGCAAUCAAGUAACAGAGAUUACAGAUAUACAAAGUGGCAACAUGUCAGAUUUGUACACAAUCAUACAAAAGAACUUGGGUCCUACAGUGCAGCCUUUGACAUCUAGUGGAACUGAUGUGGGUUUGGGGCUUAAUCUUAUGGAACACUUGGAAAUUUCAUUUGACAGUCAACUCCCUGACCUCAUUUCCGAGUUUAUUGCUGAGGAUGAAGGUGGGAAUGGGACUGGAAGUGCCUUCCAGUUUUCUUCAUGCACUUCUGCUCCCUCUGUUCCAGUAGGCCAGCUACAGAUUGUUCAGGUGUCGGCUAGCUCUCAUCCACAGUCCUUUCACAUUUCUCCAACAUCUUGCACAACUUCAACGGCACCCCUUACUUUUCCAGAGUCAAUUCCUCAGUCAGUAGCAGCAUGUGUUACAACAGCUAGUUUCACUAAGGUGGUCCCAAGCCUGGCUCCUGUAAGCCAUUUUAUCAACCAUAUCCAUCCUCAGCACCUGCAACAGAUUUCCUCCUCUUCAUUUCACCCCUACUCUGAGCUGACAACUGUGGCAUCAGCAUCUUCAGCUUCCAGAAUGGAGGCACAACAGUUGGUGAACAUUACUGACUUCUCUCCGGAGUGGUCCUACCCAGAGGGAGGAGUAAAAGUGCUAAUUACAGGUCCCUGGAUUGAUGGCAGUGAUCUUUACUCUUGUAUCUUUGAUCAGAUCACUGUCCCUGCAUCCCUGAUUCAGUCAGGUGUGCUUCGAUGUUAUUGCCCAGCACAUGAAGCAGGUUUGGUGGCACUACAGGUGGCCUUGGAGAAUCAAGUAAUCUCUGCAUCUGUGUUAUUUGAGUAUCGCGCACGCAACUCAAUGGUGUUGCCCAGUACACAGAUGGACUGGUUGUCCCUGGAUGAUAACCAGUUCAGGAUGUCAAUCCUGGAGCGACUUGAACAGAUGGAAAAACGUAUGGCUGAGAUGACAGCAUUUAACCAACAUCAGAGUCAAAGCACAAGUACACAGCAGACUUCACAUACAACUCAACAGCAGAAAAAUAUGGUUGGAGAGAAGACACCUAGUCAGGUGUCUGCUGAUUUUGAAGAGCGAAUUAUGGCAGUCUGUGAGAAGAUGAUGUCACGGUCAUGCUGGUUGCGCUCAGAGCACCUUGUACAUGAGAUGAGCUUUAGAGGAAUGACUCUUCUUCAUUUGGCAGCUGCACAGGGUUACGGACGUCUCAUUGAAACUCUCAUCCACUGGAGGAAUGUAAAUUCACAAAACCUUGAUCUAGAACAAGAAGUGGACCCCUUGAAUGUUGACCAUUUCUCCUGUACUCCACUGAUGUGGGCAUGUGCUCUUGGGCAUCUGGAGGCAGCUGUAAUACUGUAUCAGUGGAACAGUCAAGCUCUCACUAUACCAGACUCCUUAGGUCGCCUGCCUCUAAAUGUGGCUCGGUCCCGGGGCCAUGUGAGGUUGGCCACUUGUCUUGAGGAAAUGCAGCAGCAGCAGCAAGGAUCCCGUGAGGCUGACUGGAGAAAGCCACCACUUCAGGAUACCUGGCAAGAUGGUGAGGGAGGUAACACCUCUGGAAUGGAGCGGGGCUGGCUGAGUUGGGCAGGACGAACACCUGAGGCCCCUCAGAUACCAUCACCACUUUCUACCAGUCCAGAUACAGGUCUGAGUACUUCAAGCAGCCUUCCAUCUCCCUCAGAUAUUUCAGAAGCUUCACUUUCAUUGACAUCUGCCUAUUCUAGUGGAUCUUUGCCUAGAGAGUCUCCCGCUUAUAGUCCUGGUUCAGACACACAGCAAGAAAUUGCUAUGGACAUCUCUGAACCUCAGGUACGAGGAGGCAGAGGGCCCGCUCAGUUGACCAUGGAGAACAUUGGCCCCUCUGUACAACAUCCUUCUCUCCCUUCCUGGUACCUGCAGGAAGAACAAGCUGCCCUGAAAUCCAGGAGUGAAGCCUCCUUACUUUUAGAGUAUGAAGCCAGUAUUUCAGGAGGUGGUGCUCCACGGGGAUAUACAAGCUCCAGGGACACUUUGGAGGCAGAGCUGCUCAAUUACAGUGAAAAUGUAGAAAAUGAGGAGUACCUUCCAGCUGUUGAUGUCUUGCAGGUGGAUAUGUUUACACUUGCUGAGCAGAUUAUUGAAGCUACACCAGAACGCAUCAAGCAAGAAGAUUUUGGGACUGUUGAAUCUCCACUGAGAGAGCGACAAGACAACAUGGCCAUCAACCAGACCAUGCCUUGGCUGGCCAGCUACUUGGAGACGGUCGAUCAGCUACCCAAUUUCUCACAGCACAGAUCUGUGUGUAGCGAGCCAAUGACCCCCCCUUCCCCUCACCUGUGUCUCAGCCCCGUUAACUCUCCUCUCAGUGACCUCACCUUCGAGAAGCUCGACACACCGACUGCAGCCGACUGGUCAGAAUUUCUCAAUGCUUCUGCCAAUGGGAAAAUGGAGAGCGAGUUUGCCCUGCUGACACUUUCUGACCAUGAGCAGCGAGAGUUGUAUGAGGCUGCCCGAAUCAUCCAGACAGCUUUCCGAAAGUAUAAGGGCCGGAGGUUAAAAGAGCAACAGGAGAUGGCUGCUGCCGUCAUUCAAAGGUGUUACCGAAAAUAUAAACAGCUAACAUGGAUAGCUCUCAAGUAUGCCCUAUAUAAGAAGAUGACACAAGCUGCUAUCCUCAUCCAGAGUAAGUUUCGUAGCUACUAUGAGCAGAAGAAAUUCCAACAGAGUCGGAGGGCAGCAGUUCUAAUCCAGCAGUACUACCGCAGCUAUAAGGAAUAUGAGAGGCUUAAACAGAGUCAUAGGGGCACUUCCAGUAUGCAGCAGAAAAUAAAAGGGUCCUUCCUGACCAAGAAACAAGACCAGGCUGCCCGUAAGAUUAUGCGCUUCUUAAGACGCUGUCGGCACAGGAUAAAGGAGCUAAAACAAAACAAAGAGCUUGAAAGUUUACAGAAGAGAAGCCUGGCCACUUAGAAGCCACACCAGCAUGUGAAUCACUAGGACUUCAUUUUUUUCUUUUUCCAGUUACUGUUUUAUUCUAUUUAUUGUUUUUUAUUUCCUCGAAGACUGUUUGUCUCCUCUUGGGAGAAGAAGCAGACUAAGCAGUGGACCAAGUAAUGGGACAGGGAAAAGAGGUGCACUUGGCUGCUUCCGGCUCUUCAAGAUGGCAAUGCUUUACAGAGGGUUUUACACCCCUUCUUUUGCAUUUCAGACUGUUUAAUUUACAAAGAAAAGACAAUAAAAAAAGACUAUACUUUGACUACUCACCUUUGGAAUGUAAUGUGUGGCGGGGAAUGCCUUUUCCUUUUUUGUUUCUACUGGAACUUUGUUAGAGUCUUAAAAUUAAAGAGCACUAAUGCUCGUUUCUCCAGUCUGAAAACCUGCAUUCAUUGACCUUGUGUCCCUUCUACACCUGCUCAAUGGCAUGCCCAUAGGGUGGCCCUGACUAAACUGUUGUACAGGUGCUACUCACUUAAGGCCAUGAAGAAGCUUUCCAGUUAUCUUUAAUCGCAUAAGCAGACAUGAUGUAUUUGAAAUAUGCUGUUCAAUUUCAAGAGCGGGUUAAUGAAUUAGCUACAUACCAGACUGAUAUUUGUUCAAGGAAGGCAGCAGUGACAUUUAGUUUUGCCUACAGUGUGAAGUAGAUUUUGAAAGAACAGUGAAACAUUCCCUGUAGGAAAGACUUCAGUGCUGAUUGUUCUGGCGUAAACUUUCAGGGUAAUGACUGAGUGCCUAAUGUGAUUUUUGAGCGGGGCAGGGAGAAGCAUUGAUUUUAUUUGGAAUAGAUGAGAUUACAUCUUAAAAGACAUCACUUUUAAUCAUACUGGUCUGUUAUUUGAACUCUUGUCAGGUGCCAAUAUGUAAACUCGUCCCUAGGCUAUCUAAUGGGCUUUCCUACUGUUUUGGCACAUUUUGGUUGGCAGAUAUUUUUAGUUUAAAAGAAAAAAUCAUUGUUCUGGUGAUUGAGAAGCUGACUUUGUUUAAAAUGAAAAAAAUAAAUCACACAUGCAUAAGUUGGAAGAGCGGGUUUCACUCCAGUGCAUGGACAAUGUUACUGAAGUCAAGAGGCUUGUACUCAGUAAUGAUUUUGGCUUUACAUUUUGGCUUUUUUUUGUUACAUUUUUACAUUUACUAAAGACACAGCUGUAAAACUAUAAUCAUAUUUCCAUCUUAUAAACAUCAGAUUUGAAAUCACCUUUUUGAUGCCUAAAAAGAGCCUUUUGUAAAUGAUAACCUGUGUCUGUUAAUACAGGUCAACCAUUGUCUAUGUGGUGCCGUGUUCAGAGUCUGCUUUUGACAAGCAUAACUGCUUAACAUGAAUCAGAAUGUCAGUCUUCACUGAGUCUGAUUAUGAGGCUUAUGACUUUUAGCUUCCUGAAAUCUGAUCUUGUCUAAUUUCAUUGCAAAAACUGCUGUUAGCUCCUGAUUAUUGUAGGUAUCAGAGAUUUUGCAGGUUUACUACCUUGUGAGACUUUCAGUAUUCUGUAAUUCACUUUGAUUAAGAAUUUGUUUUUAGUAAGCAAUAUAUGUUGCAUCACACACUAAACUUUUCAAAUAUUUCCUUUUAAAAUUUUUGAACUUGUCUGUUUUCCAAAUUGCAUUGCAACACUGAAGAAAAUGAUUUUCAAAAUAGGACAAUAUCAAGUCUGAAUAAGGCCAUUGUACCCCAAACAUUUUCUGUCUGAGCUGUGCACUGCUGGCUAAAAGUCUAGGAGGGUUAUAUGCCCGAUUUGUUAUAAGCCCUAGCCCAGUUAAGCCUAGAGCCUUUCCACUAGAAGGAUCAAGUAACCAUAUUAUUGUUAAUUUACUGAGCACCAUUCUGUGGCAUAAGUGGUGAGCUCAUAUACAGCAAAAUCUUGUAAUAAAUACAAAUGCUACAAAACAGUAAACAAUUAGACAAUCACACCAUUGUAAGUUAAAAAAAAAUUACAAAAACUUGGAUGAGAAACAUAUGUAUGGUAAAAUAAAAAUAAAGACAAUCAUGCCAAAAUAUACAAAGUUAGUGAAGUACCACAGAUAUUGAAAAUAUUACGAAUAACAACAGACAUCACCAAAACAAAAGUGAGAAUGCUAAGAUGAGAAUUUAAAAACAAGGAGAAUAUGUCUAUUUUUUUCUGGGUUGAUAUGGAUGAAGCCUCAUGGUUUGAAACUAGGAGAAGCCAUAGCACAGGGAGCCACAGGGUUGAAUGAGCCUCGUUGAGAGUGGAGAGAACCUUAACUUUAGAUUAGCUUUAGGUCUCACAUCCAAGGGUCAGAUAUGGCGAUAGAGCACAGGAGAUCAGCAGUGCAGGCCAGUGAGUGGAGCUGCUGUACUUAAAGUGCUUUCUAGUUCAGUAGCAAGUAGCAGAAAAUCCUUGCAUUUUUAGUUUAGAGCACUAGCUAUUACAGAACACCUUGCCAAAAAAAAAGGCUAAUCCAAGUAACUGAUGAGUGCGUCCUCCACCCACACGCGAGCACUUUAAGAGCCCCGCCUCGCAGUUUGUAAAUAAUAAUUCUGCAAUGCUGUUGUAAAUGGACAUGGUAGAAGGCUGUAGAAAUGGUAGCUGGUAGUUUCAAAGAACGUAGAAAUUGUUUAGGUUUGUACAAAGACAGGCCCUGACUAAAUAUGCAGCACAAUGUAAAUAUUGUAAUAAUAAGAAAAAACUAAAGGAAAUUAUAGCUGAUGAUAUAUUUAAGGUAAAAUAAUAAUGCAAGGUUACUGAAAACUGAGAAAAUAUUAUUGCUGUUAUUAAAAUGCAUGUACUUAUACAAAGGAAUGUUGUGUGUUCUGAUAUUUUAAAUGAAAUGACACUACUUCUGUUUACUAUUUAUAUAUGUUUGCAUGAGUUUGUAAAAGUUUGCAUUCAAGUAAUAACAAUAACACUAAAUGCCACAAGGAAACACUAACAAUAAUGAUGUUAUGUUGUAUAUGCACUUUUUUUUUUUAAAGCUUUAUUUCUUUGGGGGUGGGGGGUUUCCUUUCUCAGUACCAAUGCCUUUGUUUCAGUUGCUACUAGUAAUAUGUUUAAUAAUAAAAAAAUAUUCAGCAUUGCCUGCGUUUUAAUAUUGCUUACAGAAGACCUAUUUUAUGAUGGAAUUCUACACUAUUCACUGUGAAUCAGUGACACGGAUUGUGGCAGUUGGUGUUGGUAUCUCUGCAGUAUGAGACAGUCUGACUUGAGGGGGAGUUUUGACAUGUGAU
Erpetoichthys calabaricus (reedfish) is the source of this 8506-nucleotide messenger RNA. It is a transcript of the gene camta2, whose product is annotated as calmodulin binding transcription activator 2. Gene Ontology annotation, biological process: regulation of transcription by RNA polymerase II. The record is from RefSeq and is a predicted model, not a curated record. The transcript is spliced from 23 exons. Gene Ontology annotation, molecular function: protein binding; transcription coregulator activity; double-stranded DNA binding. The coding region runs from base 187 to 5298 and encodes 1703 amino acids. Gene Ontology annotation, cellular component: nucleus. NCBI's taxonomy places the organism in Eukaryota, Metazoa, Chordata, Cladistia, Polypteriformes, Polypteridae.